AUGGAGCUGCCUAUGUUGACUUUCUUCGUGAACGCUAAGACGCUAAAUAGUGUGGGUAACGAUGCUACAUAUAAGAUCAGAAGUAUCGAAGGUCUAGCUCCUGUGGCAACACAAGACAUGGUGAUCAAUGGGCGGCGUCAAUUUGAAAGUAACCACAACGUGACGAUUGUCUUGUACGGACAGGUGCCAAUCUGUCGUAGUCACGGCCGACGGUGUAUCUAG
Plasmopara halstedii is the source of this 222-nucleotide messenger RNA. RefSeq lists its product as uncharacterized. The coding region runs from base 1 to 222 and encodes 73 amino acids. The record is from RefSeq and is a predicted model, not a curated record. NCBI's taxonomy places the organism in Eukaryota, Oomycota, Peronosporomycetes, Peronosporales, Peronosporaceae. The transcript has 2 exons.